GAUUGUGCGACGUGCACUUUUGUUUACACCUCAUCGCAACCUACAUGGCUCUCAGACGAAUGAGGCUGUCUUUGCUGCGACGUUCACAGCAUUUUCUCUUCACUUCACUUCGCUGUCAAUCUUCGAAUACAGUAGAACAGUACAACGCUGCUGCAGUGAGAACGCCUUCUCUUUCUCUUCUGUCGUCUAUUGCCGAUAGGUUCAAUCUAGAUUUGUCUAAAGAAGAGUUGAUCACCUAUCAAGGGUUUAUGAAAAACAUUUUGAACUCGUGGACUCGCUUGGAGGAGAUGUCCGAGCCGCAACUUCCAGUAGAAUACUCAAGGAGUCCUGGCUACAGGCCAGCGCCUGAAAACAAUCCGUUCAACGCAUGGUAUUACAAAGUUGAUAUUGCAGGAGCUCCUACUGGUCGACUCCAUGGAAAAACGCUUGCCAUCAAAGACAACGUUGCUGUAGCUGGCGUUCCCAUGAUGAACGGCUCCCGCACUCUACAAUACUACACUCCAGAAUUUGACGCCACCGUUGUAACACGCAUACUGCGCGCCGGAGGUCACGUCGCUGGCAAGUCGGUGUGCGAAGAUCUCUGUCUAUCAUCAUCGAGCUUUACGUCCGCCACAGGGCCGGUACAGAAUCCACAUGAUACCACACGCAGCGCAGGAGGCUCAUCGAGUGGUAGUGCAGCUUUGGUUGCGGGUAAUGUUGUAGAUAUGGCGUUGGGUGGAGAUCAAGGAGGCAGCAUUCGUAUGCCGUCGGCGCUGUGUGGCAUAGUUGGAUUAAAACCAACACACGGGCUGGUUCCCUACACGGGCAUAUUUUCAAUAGAGAUGACUUUGGAUCACGUGGGACCAAUGGCACGUACUGUGGCUGAUUGUGCUCAGCUGCUAGAGGUAAUUGCUGGUUGUGAUGGAUUGGAUCCAAGGCAACCAACAAGUUAUCAAGUUCCUUCUUACGCAAGCAACUUGACAUCUGAUCUCAAAGGCACAAGAGUCGGUAUCCUUAAGGAGGGAUUCGGUCAUCCUUCAUCAGAAGCAGAUGUUGACAGUCUUGUCAUGUCUGCUGCUCGUAUGCUUGAGAAAGCGGGAGCAUCCGUGGAGGAGAUAUCUAUACCUAUGCAUUUGGACGGUAUGGCAAUAUUUGAUGUCAUAUCAACUGAAGGAGCACACGAAACCAUGUACAAGAGCUACGGCUUUGGUGUCGGAUGGGAGGGCCACUAUUGCACCAGCAUGCUCGAGUCAUUCGCUCGAGGAAUGAAGGAAUCAGCUGCUGAGUUGUCACACAGUAACAAGAUCUUUCUCAUAACCGGAGAAGCAAUGAAGAUCAUGUACCAUGGUAGAUUUUAUGCAAAAGCGCAAAACAUUGCACGCAAUUUAAGAAAGGCUUACGAUACCGCUCUCGACACCUACGAUGUUCUGGUGAUGCCAACUGUACCCAAGAAGGCCCCGAUUCUACCCGAUAAGAACUGUUCUAUUGAAGAAUACUUGACAGCUAAUUUCGAGAUGAUACCUAACACGGCACAAUUUGACGUUAGUGGACACCCGGCGUUGACUAUCAAUGCUGGUUUUUCUGAGGGUCUGCCGGUUGGUAUGAUGAUUGUCGGCAAGAGGUUUGAUGAUCAAGCUACACUGAAUGUCGGGUUUGCCUUCGAAACGUUGAGAGACAAAGCGUAAACAUGAAGAUGCAGUGUAUCUGCAGAAAUCGUAGGUUGCAAUGCAGCUAGUGCAUCGGCGAGCAUGCGGGAUAGUUAGACAUGAAUGCCUCUAGCACGGACUCUAGCUUCUAGAGACCACUGCAGUCUGCACUGGUGUAUGUGCGUACAUGUAUGAGUACGUAUACGUAUGAGAAUAACGCCCUGGGCGUAUAGAAAAGAAACACUUUUCUGGGCGUAUACUAGGGCAUGGGCGUUAUUUUGGUCCUAGGUGUAUAAAUGGUCACUAAAUGCUGUCGUCUGGCCAGUCAUCAU
Corticium candelabrum is the source of this 1957-nucleotide messenger RNA. RefSeq names its product amidase-like. Lineage: Eukaryota; Metazoa; Porifera; Homoscleromorpha; Homosclerophorida; Plakinidae. The record is from RefSeq and is a predicted model, not a curated record. Gene Ontology annotation, molecular function: catalytic activity. Bases 45 to 1664 code for a protein of 539 amino acids. The transcript is spliced from 11 exons.